UAAAUGCAAAUGCCUGCCACUACCGCACUCAGCAUAGAAACUUGUACUGAGAGAUGGGCAAGUGUCAUAUCGGAAACGACGUCGGAUCGGUGGUCCUUGACCGCCCCGCCUCCGCCGCCGCCUCCCACGGCGGUUACAGUCAUCUCAAGCUCUGGUCAACCUCAUUCCGCCGCCUGAUCCUCGACGCCGUACGUUGCGGCGGCGGCGGCGGCGGCGGAGGAGCUGCGCGGCACAAGCAUGGCGAUGCUGCUUCCAAAUCCACUAUGGAGCGGAAGCCUAGCCGCCGCCAUCAGAGUCAAAGAUCUGAAUGCGGAUCAAAAUUUUCCGGAUCCGACAAGCUCUCGGACCUUCUCCGGCUGUCGGAGAACUCGGAGCAGGAGGAGGAAACGGAGGAGGUGCGGCGGAAGGUGGAGGCGCUGGAGCGGUUGAAGGGCGUGACGAAGCGGCUGCAGAGCAGCGAGGCCGACGGCGUAUUGGAGGGAGCCAAGGAGGUCCGAAUGCUGACCAAGGACGAUUCUCAGGCCCGAGCAACGCUCGCUCUGCUCGGAGCCAUUCCGCCGCUGGUGGCGCUGCUCGACGCCGGCGACCCCGCCUCCCACAUUGCCGCCCUCUACGCUCUGCUCAAUCUCGCCAUCGGCAAUGACGCAAACAAAGCCGCAAUCGUGAAGGCGGGGGCUGUUCAUAAGAUGCUAAUGUUAAUUGAAUCUCCAAAUGGUUUCCCAGAACCAGCUGUGGUUGAAGCCAUUGUUGCCAAUUUUCUUGGUCUGAGUGCUCUGGAUGCAAACAAACCCAUCAUCGGUUCCUCGGGUGCGAUUUCCUUCUUGUUGAAAAUUCUCAAAGAUUUGGACGAAUCACAUGGUUAUCAAGCCAGACUGGACUCACUCCGAGCACUGUACAAUCUUUCAAUCUCACCUUCGAACAUUUUCCAAAUCCUGGAGACUGAUCUGGUGCCGUUUCUCAUGAGCAAGUUGGGAGACAUGGAAGUAAGCGAUAGGAUCCUUUCUAUUCUUAGCAAUAUAGUGCCCAUCGGAGAAGGGCGAAAGGCGAUUCGUGUAGUUCCUGAUGCAUUUCCGAUGCUGGUUGAUGUGUUGAACUGGACGGAUUCACCAGGGUGCCAAGAGAAGGCAUCUUACAUUUUAAUGGUAAUGGCGCACAAGUCAUAUGCAGAUCGACAAGCCAUGCUCGAAACAGGAAUCGUUUCCUCCUUGCUUGAAUUAACGCUUCUAGGCAGCACAUUGGCGCAGAAAAGGGCUUCGAGGUUGUUGGAAUGCUUGAGGGUUGACAAAGGAAAGCAAGUAUCGGAAAGCUUUGGAGACGUGAGUGCAACGUUAUCUGCCCCGCAAUCAUCCGCGUGUUCAAGUCGUCAACUAAGGGACACGUUAGAGGAGGAAAACAGUAUGAUGAGCGAAGAGAAAAAAGCGGUGAAGCAAUUAGUUCAACAGAGCUUGCAGCAUAACAUGAAGAAAAUGGUGAAGAGGGCUAAUCUGCCACAGGACUUUGUUCCUUCUGAUCAUUUCAAGACCCUCACUUCAAGCUCAACAUCAAAGAGCUUGCCGUUUUGAUAGAGUUUGAGGCGUUUUCGGAGUGCAUUGCUCCCUAGUGUAGAUGUCUAGUGGAUCAAAGGUAUGUUUUGUCUUUGUCUGCCUGGAACCAUAUAGUCAUUUGUGCAAACUAGGCAUGGCUAUAUAUAUAUAUGUAUAUUGUAAAGUUUAAGCUAAUAAUGAUAUUUCUUAGUUUGUUUUUGUC
Messenger RNA from Ipomoea nil (Japanese morning glory), 1746 nucleotides. Its product is annotated as U-box domain-containing protein 12. Gene Ontology annotation, molecular function: protein binding. The record is from RefSeq and is a predicted model, not a curated record. Bases 54 to 1562 code for a protein of 502 amino acids. NCBI's taxonomy places the organism in Eukaryota, Viridiplantae, Streptophyta, Magnoliopsida, Solanales, Convolvulaceae. The transcript has 2 exons.